AUGCACCAGGGGUCAGACUUUUUGAUGAUGAUCUCAAACGGGCGCUUGAUCUUUGGCGCCUUUGCCUCGGGUCUCGCCAUCAAUCGCUAUGGUCGUCAACGUGUGAUCCUGGUAGCAUUUCUCUUGUCCGUUGCCGGUGCAUUUCUGCAGUACUUUGCCAAGGACCUUGCCAUGUUCUUUGGUGGGAAAAUUCUGACUGGUAUCCCGAUGGGUGCCUUCACAACCGCUGCGCCCCCAUAUGCCUCGGAAAUGGCUCCUCUCGUCAUUCGCGGUUCGGUCUCUGCCGGAAUGAACUUUUCCAUCGUCCUCGGACAGUUGCUCGGCUAUGCCGUCAUGCGCGAAUCGACCAGCACCUACACCGACGACCGAACUUACAAGGUCAUGUUCGCGACGCAAUGGGGCUUCGCAGCCGUCGCCCUCAUUUUCCUGCCCUUUUUUCCCGAGUCCCCAUACUGGCUGGUUGCACAUGGACGGGAGGACAAGGCGCGGCACAAUCUGGCCAAGCUACACGACUCUUCGUACGACUUGGAUGGGCACUUGGCCGAGAUCCACGACUCCCUAGGACGACAGAACCAGGACAACGAAGCUCAAGGCUCUUUUGCCGAAUGUUUCAAUAGUGACAACUGGAAGCGAACUCUAGUAGCGGCUGGCAUGUUCUUCAUCCAGAAUGCCUCGGGCCCUGCGUGGGUUGUUGGCUACAUGAGCUAUUACUUUCAGUUGGCAGGGAUGGCUGCGGACGUGUCUUUCGAUACCACGGUUGGCCUCGCUGGCGUGAUGGUCGUUGGCAAUAUUGUUGGUUGGUUCUUUGUCGACUAUUUCGGACGUCGAGGAACAGCACUCUACGGUUCCAUCAUCCUGUCGGUGACGCUGUUCCUUAUCGCAAUCCUAUCUCUGAUCAAGGCAUCGGGUGCAAUCUGGGCCCAGGUGGUAUUCAUGGCCGUUUGGUCGUUCUGUUACCAGGCAACUCUCGGUGCCGUCGCUUGGCCCAUCACGGCCGAGGCGGCCACAACCAGGCUCCGUGCUCCCACGCAAGCCAUCGCCACCAUGGUGAAUGGCUUGAGCGGUUGCAUCUGGUCCUUCAGCCUGCCCUACGCUAUCAACCCUGACGAAGGCAAUCUCGGAGGUAAGAUUGCCUUCAUCUUUGGCGGCACUCUUGCAGCGUGUUGCAUCUUCAUCUUCUUCAUGGUUCCCGAGACCAAGAACCGAACCUACAUUGAAAUCGAUGAGCUUUGGAGCCGGAACAUUCCUGCAAGGAAGUUCAAGACGACCAGCCUAAUUACGGUGACCAAUGACAAGGCGGAAGAAGCCGGGAACACCGAGGUUGAGCACGUUCACUAA
Molecule: messenger RNA, 1338 nt
Organism: Fusarium falciforme
Lineage: Eukaryota; Fungi; Ascomycota; Sordariomycetes; Hypocreales; Nectriaceae
Product: MFS domain-containing protein
Exons: 5
Coding region: 1-1338 (445 amino acids)
Biological process (GO): transmembrane transport; carbohydrate transport
Cellular component (GO): membrane
Molecular function (GO): carbohydrate:proton symporter activity
Source: RefSeq, a predicted model, not a curated record